Amoebophrya sp. A25 is the source of this 3218-nucleotide messenger RNA. NCBI's taxonomy places the organism in Eukaryota, Dinophyceae, Syndiniales, Amoebophryaceae. The record is from the annotation of a GenBank genome assembly.
CACCGGCCGUGUUGUCAAAGAAAGAUGACCUGAACAGAGCAUCUGAUGUACUUUCUGUGCCGCUCUGGAGCGAUGUGCAUCUGCGGUUCUAUAUCGGCACAGAGGAGACGUCGGAGUUGGGCGUAGCAACACCAAUUAUAAGGCGAAACCUCGUCGCGGAGCUAUGCAAAGUGGAAGCUAAAACUAGUACGACACGAACAGAUAGUAAUCCCACAACUAGAGCACUCUCAACCUAUCAGUUUCAGGAAGGACGGUCAGCCUCGUCGAGUUCAUCGUCUCCGAAAGCAUCCUCAAAGCAAGAAUCAGAGACCACCACUUAUGCGUCCGACCUUCGUGAACUCCUUACAUACGUAUGUGGAAAGUUUGGCGUGGUUGCCGCUUGUCGUUACGCUUUGGCGCUACGCCCUUUGCGUGACGCAGCACUGCACUGGUGCGCACAGAUGCUGGCAGAGCAUGGUAGUAAAUGGGUCCUGCACUCUCUCAUAGAGCGGUUACCGGACCACGAAACGAUUCCUUCACCGGUCCACUUUAUAUGCUAUUGCAGGAUGACGGAUUUCGCGAGACGCGGAGUCGUGAAGGGGAAACAAGGCAAAGAAAAAAACCCUGCACCAUCUUCAGCUUCCUCACCUUCUGAGCGUAAACAGAGCCGCGGCACGACCGACUUAGUUGUCCAAAGCACAACAGGCCAAAGCACAAAUUCAGCAAAGACUGGUAGCAGUACAAGUGAGAUCCGAUUCGGGUUUAUGCUGACGACUUCGCCUGCCACACUAACUACCGCUAGUUUAUCCGGAAGAAGUCAAGCUCCCUCAACUGUUACUGUGCGCGAUCUGACUGCCGGCCUAGUAGAGAUUUCAUCAUCAGGCGCAAUCCAUCGCGUCGGAGGUUCGCGAUUGACUAAAUUCGAAGAAAUGCGUGGAAAUCGAAAGGACGACCACUCUGAUAAUUUUGUUCUGAGCAAGCGUGCUUUCGACAAGCAAAAGCAAAUUCUUGAAGCAGGGCAGAAAAAAAGCUGGCUUGGGACUUUCACGUUUCCAAGUAGUAGUACGAUGAUGGCACCAGAGCAGCACGGAGCUGGAGGUGCGGGAGCAGCUGAAGAGUUCAGCAGUAGAGGGGACAAUCCGACAUCUCAACAAGGGACAAAAACAUUGUUGCUGCCCUUGCAAGAUCAACAUAUUAUUCCUACUUCCUGCAAGACUCGCGGAGGAGAGUCUUCUAGCGCAAAAGCGGUAGUAAGUCACAAAAGCCAUGGCGGGGACAAGAGUCGGGGAGAUGGGCAGCGCUCAGCCAUCGGCGGCAUACAUGUAGAGUUAGCAGCUGAUGCGCAGAGCUACGAUUUCAAUUCUAGAUUUGAUAUCGAUGCUUUCGAUGAAGAUAAGAAGGCGGCAGAAGAGGCGACGAGGACAAGUGAAAACAACAAGAAAGUUGAUGACAAUGUAGAAGGCGCGACAGGUGCCAUAUCACAGCACGACGCUCAGUACUUAUCCGUGCCACAGCUUGGAGGAUGCGUAGUAGUACCAGAGCAAAAUGAGCAUGAAGCUCGAAGCGCCAUUCUUCCUAUUUCUCUGCCAUCCCCAGACUACAUCGCAGGAGUGCGAUGCCUUUACCAAAUCGUCUCGAUAUGUGGCUUCAGAUCCAGACGAGCGCGUCUGAUUUCUUUCUCACCUUCCAACGAAGAAGCCCGCAAAGUGGCAGCAGGGCUGAGCAGAGGCGUACCUGUGUACUGCCAUGUCGCGGAUCCUGAUAUCACAUCGGAGGACGAGGUAGGCGACCACGAUCGGAAUGACGACGGGAAUGAAAAUGUCCAACCAGCACCAAAAGAAGCACUAUCUUCAUCAUCAUCUAGUGGACGUUUCUUGCUUCGAAAGCUGCGAGCGGAACGUGAUGGCGAACAACACUCUCAUGAGUCAGCGCCUCGCGCUAUGGAAGCAGAAAUCGGCACCACUGAAGGAGGAGGUGUUGAAGCAGAACCGGUUGAGGACAGUAGAACUUCUACAUCAGCAGUAGAUUCUAAAAGCAUACUCUCGACAGACCACCUCCUAGGAGAGGGCGGUGCGCAUUUUCAAACCUACUACGCAGAACCUGUAGCGUGUGCAGUGCGUGUGCAUGGUGGAGACCGUACGCUGUGUUUCCAGCUCCAUCAGAACGGCUGGAUAUCUGUGAAAUUCACAGACGCAGGUGCUCCAUAUAAGCUUCCACGAAGACUUGUGCGUGCGGCUGCAGCCUCAAUAGUAGAUUCUCGAAUACCUGUUGAUCUUGAAGAAGUACAAGCUGAAUCCAGGAAAAAACUUCUCAUUGAGGCCGCUUCCGAUGCUUUUGCAUAUUUCACUGCGGAUAGUGUGCUCGAAAGUCUGUCUGCGGAAGCUGAGGUAGGUGAAAUGCUCUAUGAAGAGGAUCAUGCCGUUCUUGAUCUUGAAGGACGUGAUGAAGGGGAUGAAGAAAAACUGUCAGGAGAGGCAACGGAUCAUAAGAAGACUGCAGACCUAGAGCCAGAGGAUUUGCGUCUCUUCGGUUUAGGUCCUUCCCCAUCCAGACAAGCGUCCUCAGCAGUAAACAAGCACCAACUAGUCGCGACUAAAGAGACGAAGCGGCCACGUGGAAGAUACGUAACGCAGAAAGGAAUGCGGGAACGUGAGAUCUUCUUGCUUGCUAAGGCAAACGCACGCUUAUUUGCUGAGAAGAAGGACUCGGAAGUGUCAGCACUCCUCUUCCGAAAUGCCUACACUAGCGACUUGCAACAGAGAGUUGUAACUCCUGUGACUUCGCCCCAUCAAAACUCUGUGGUGCAACAGUUAAGUGACGACGACGUAGAUCUGCAAGACGACUCAGUUCCUCCAGAUGAACCUCAAGGCAUCCUUCUCAACCGGUUCAGCAACCUGGUUAACUUCCUCCUCGACCUCUCCAUGCAGGGUUGUCCCACAGCUGCUGAGCCGUAUCUUCGUGAAGCACUGUGUCCGGGUUUUGAGUUCGCCUUUUUACGUGCGGAUUGGCACAACAAGGGUCGAACAGAAAAAGAAGAUAUUAAAGCUAUUGUUUGGACGCAAGAAGCGGAGGUAGCCCUUGUCUCCUGGGAUACAGAAACAGAAGAAUUUAUCAGAAGAAGAUACGACUUUUGGCGCUAGUAUACUAGAUGCUCCUGAUGCGCUAGUAUGGACGCUUCUUGUAUCUAUAUGUUAGUUCCAUAUUUAUUCAACAAUCAAUAGCCAUUCUUUCGGACCAGG